Molecule: messenger RNA, 5263 nt
Organism: Onychomys torridus (southern grasshopper mouse)
Lineage: Eukaryota; Metazoa; Chordata; Mammalia; Rodentia; Cricetidae
Gene: Rtl1
Product: retrotransposon Gag like 1
Exons: 4
Coding region: 192-4307 (1371 amino acids)
Source: RefSeq, a predicted model, not a curated record
AACUUCUCCUGGAAGCGCCAGGAAGCCUUUGAUCUCGCUUCCAGAAAGAAGAGAGGUUUGAGUACGGCAGGACCACAGGAGAUCCACGUGGACACUUGCAGCCAAGGUUCUGACCUUCACAGUCUCGGUCUCUGACCACACACAUUACAACCUUACCUGUCUUCAGAGUAGAGUCCUUUCCAACCGACGACAUGAUAGAACCCUCUGAAGACUCAUUUGAGACGAUGAUGGAGCUUAAUAAUCCAUCAUCAAAACAAAUGGAGUCCUCCGAGGGCUCAUCCAACACCGUUGAGGAGACACCAGGCAGCAGCGAGGUACAGGCGCAGGCAGAGGCGGGCUCAGACAGUGGCCCAGCCCAGGAAGAAAAAGAGCCACCCAGUGGCCCAUGUGAGGAACAAGAGAAGCUGCCCACUGAUACACUCCAAGACCUGGAGGAACCAUCCAGUGGCCCAUGUGAGGAACGAGAGGAUCCACCCAAUGACCUACUCCAAGACAUGGAGGAGUCAUGUGAUAGUUCACACGAGGAAGGGGAGGAUCCACUCAGUGAGAUUGCUAUCUCAUCUGAUGGCAUAAAUUCAGUGUUCGUCAACUCAUCUGAGACCCAGACAGAGCAAGGAGAUGAGACUGACCUGGAAGACGAAGAUGAGGAGAACCUCGAAGAGGACAGUCAGACUGGGAGCUCUCCGGAAGAAGUCAUGGCCACGAUGGAGUCCAUCAUUUCAGUGUUCCUCCGAAUGCAAGACAUCGAACAGCAACAGGGAGUAGCAGAGAAGAUCUUGAUGCAAGCCAUCGAAGAAGGCCGGCUUCCCAAACUCAGGCACUUCUCUGGAGAUCGGAGGGAAUACCAUGAGUUCAUUGUGCUCUGUCAGAUGACCCUACAGAACUACCCAUCAAUGUUUCACAAUGACCAGCUACGGGUGAAAUUUGUCAUGUGUCAUCUGUCUGGCCUAGCCUUAGAAUGGGCCAAUGGCCUGGCAGAGCAGAACAGCCCCCUACUGAGCGACUACUCAGGCUUCAUCGAAGCCAUGUCAGAAAUGUUCGAGUACCGGCAGACGCUGCGCGUGGCAGAAGAUGCCAUGUUCAGUAUCAGGCAGGGGAAUCGCAGUGUUGCCGAAUACAUCAAUGAAUUUCAGAGUCUAAUACCCACCUUGGGCUGGCCUGAUGAAGUCCUGCAGGCCCACCUGUGCCAGGGGCUCAAUGAAGACAUCAGGCAUUAUCUGUUUCGAAUCCCCCAGCCGGAAUCCCUGGAGAACCUGAUGGUGCUCGUCCUGCAAAUUGAAGAUAAGCUGGCAGAGAGAAGGGCAAUACUCAGGCUGCCCCCUGAGGCCCGCCCAAGGAACAUGACCUGGAUUGACUCACCUGCCCCAGAGAAGUGGAGUGUGAGCAGCUGGCUGCCCAACGCAUUCCAUCCAGACAUCAAUCGUGCCCACCUCUUCCUGCUGCUCAUGGUGAGGGUGAACCCCUACCACAGUGUCGCAGUACAGGCCCUGGUGGACUCAGGAGCAGAAGGGAACUACAUGGAUGAGAAGUUUGCCCAAGAACACUACGUGGAGCUCUAUGAGAGACCCUAUCCACAGGCAGUCCAAACCGUGGAUGGCUCCCUGAUCGGCAAUGAACCCAUCUGGCUGUACACUGAACCCCUGAUGUGUAUCCAGCAGAAUCAUUAUGAGUACAUCGAAUUUGACAUCGUACCUUCACCCCACUUCUCUGUGGUCCUCGGCAUCAAGUGGCUCCGUACCCAUGCACCUGAAGUUGACUGGAUCAAAGGCCGUUGUACCUUCCACUCUCCCUACUGCCUGAAGAAUUGCUCCAACCCACCCCCACCAUGCAUCGCACUGGAGAAAAUUGGUAUGGCCAUGCUACCCGGAUUGCCACAAUUGUAUUCAGACCUGUCCGACGUGUUUAACCCGAAGGAAGCAGAUGAUGAGACUUCCGACCAGCCAAGCUCAGACGGAUCCGAUGAUCUUUCUGAAUCAGAGCCCUCUGAGCUUCAGCAGGCUGGAGACAGUGAUCGCAACGACGUCCUUUAUGAGAGUUCUUCCAAGAGGCCUUGUCAAUCUGUGAGUGCCAGGAUGCAAGAAAAAGCCAGGCAGCAAGAGCAAUACUGGAUACUAUAUGACAUGCUGACUGACAGACAGGACUACAUACAGAUGAUACCAGAACUGUUUGACCAGUUACAUGGAGCUACAUGGUUCACAAAACUGGAACUGCGAGACGUUGCUAAGGAACCCAGGGUGGACUACAGCCUCACACACACAGAAGACACAUGGAGAGCAACAUUUGGUUUGAGCCUUUACCAGAUGAGAUGCUACCGGCCCUUCACAAUAGACUCAUACGCUGACGACUCUGAUAAUGAGAUGCACUUAAUCCUAAAAGACAUCCUAGGACUCUAUGUGAUUGCCCAUGGCCGAGAGGUCCUGAUCUACUCAAUGAGCCAGGAGGAACACUUUGACCAUGUCCGCCAAGUCCUGCUCCGCCUUCGCGGUCACAACAUCCACUGCUCCCUGGACAAAAGCCAGUUCCAUCGCCAGACUGCAGAAAUCAUGGGUUUCGUCCUAUCCCCCAAAGGGGUGAAACUGAACAAGACCCUCAUGAACCUCAUCAUGGGGUGUACUGCCCCCAGCAACAGGAAGUGUCUGCAAACUGUUAUCGAACUCUUCUACCCCUACCGCCACUUUGUGGAGCACUUUGCUAUCAUUGCAGAGCCCCUGGUGAGGCUGCUGCUGAGCUCAGAGCCCUACUGCUGGGGAGAAGAGCAGCAGGAGGCCUUAGACUGCCUGAAGAGGGCAUUCCGAAAGGCGCCCAUUCUGUACCACCCCAAGCCUCAGAACCCAUUCUAUUUGGAAACAGGCGUCACUGGGUCAUUCCUACAUGCCUCCCUGAUCCAAACUGAUGAGGAAACUGGCAAAAAAGCUACCUGCGCUUUCUACUCACGACAUCUCUCCCCAAUCGAGGUGGAGUACCCUCAAGUGGAGAUGAGGAUCCUUCCAAUCCGGGCUUCCUUCAUAGUGUGGUGUCGCUACCUGGAGAACACCGAGGAGCCCAUCAUGAUCCUUCUCAACACAGAGGAUCUAGCCUCUCUGAAUAAUGACAGGCUCACCGUACUUCUCCCUGGGCAUUGGGUCUUCUUUUUCUCUCACUUCCAUUUUGAUGUGAUGGAGCUGCCUGAUGAAGAUGAUCCCCGAGCUCUGUCCCGUAGAAAUCCAAACCAGAGAGGCAUGAGAGGCAGGUACAUGCGGCCACUGCUGCUUCUUGCCCUGAGGGCAAGCCAAAGGGACUCGUUCUCUGAUUCUGAGUCCGAGGCCGAGACCGAGACUGAGGAGACUGAGUCCGAGGACAGUGAUGAUGAGUCAGACCAGGAAUGGGCAGAGUUGAAUCGGCAGGCCCUGGUGCAGGAUCUACUCUCUACCAUCCCAAUAGAACAGAUCCUCAACAGCUUGAUGACCCACUUCAGCAGGGUCCAGAUCCGGUCCGUUGUCCUACACUUCUAUCGUAGCCUGCUCUACUGGAAGAGUGUCCUGGGUGUGGCAUCCCUCCUGGUGAUGAUGAGGGUGAGGCAGCCCCUCUCUCCACUGCCUGCCCCCUCUUUGGAGGUGGCCAGGCCUGAGCCCCGACACACACUCCGACUCAUCCUGGACUCAAGCCUCAUUGCAGGUAGGGGCAUGGCCACAGCCAUCGCUCAGUUGCUCAGCCAGAUGCCCCCUGUAGCACGGGCCAACACCCUCCCAGCUCGAGAGCUGGCUGAACUGUACCUGAGCCCCAGGUGCUGGCAUCGGAAUGCCCUGCAUUCCCAGCCCCCACGGGGCCUGCGAUUCACCCCAGGGUUCUGGUUGACCCUGUGUGAGUUCUUCGGGGUCAGAGUCAACCCCGAGGAGGACAUCUUCCCUGACCCACACCAGCAACGAUACUUGGAGCUGCACGUCGUUGGUGAUGAAGAUGUCGUCUUGCGAGAAGCCCUGCAAGACGACCUGCAACGUUACCGUCAGUGUGGCCUGCAUGACGGCCUGCAAGACACCUCGCAGGACGCGCAGGACAACGACGUGCAAGAAGCCCUGCUUGGCGACCAAGAAGCGGUCACCUUCCGCCCACGAAAUCUGAUGGACCCAGAGGUCCUAGAUUUCCUCAACAACCGCCUACUCUACAUUCUUGGUGCCGAUGGCCGGCUUACUCUGCUCAGCAGAGAUGAGGUGGCCCGGGCCCUUACACGAUUCCUGACCAUGGCCUCCAGAAUGGCCCUGCUUUCCCCAGCCAGGGAAGAGGCAAGGGUAGAAGAACUACCAGACUCAUCAGAUGAUGAACUUGACUGAAAACACAACAAAGUUGAUGCCAUCCUCCCUUGUGCCUCAGCUAGCUUUGCUCAAAUCCGGUGCCCUCUCGUGCCACUCCUGACCCAAGGGGAACCCAUUUGUGAAGGGCCACAACUUCAACUCAUCAACCAGCAACAUCAUCUGUGUUAAAGGACUAGCCAACUAUCAGCGUCCCAGAACCAACCAAGACUGUGCAACUCUGUCCUAACUGUCCAAGACUGUGCAACCCUGCCCUAACUGAAUGGGCCUCAGACCCACAGCCGGCAGUGAAGUCAAUGAGAGGAAGCAGUGAUGAGCAACAAUGACCCUGUCACCCCAGGCCAGAUGCAGAGCAGGCACAGCAGGCACAGCCAAGCAAGCAGAUGCCAGGGAGCCCCUCCCACCCCUCCCACCCGAGUGGCAUAUGGCCACCUGUGCAUCCUGGGACACUGACCUUGGGUGCUCCACUGACUUCUACCUCCACACCGGUGCUCCAACUCCCCUGGGCCCCACUCCCACCCCCUCCCAACCUCCCGAGGUACUGUGGUGCCAUGCCUCCCAGCCCACCCCGCAAGCAAGCAAAGCCCACCCCACGCUACCCAUCUGGUCUGGCGCCCAUGGCACUUAAUCUGACCCUGAACUCUGAACUUACCUGAGCAGAGCUGCUCUGUGGGGCAUCUGACGUACCAGUGUGACUUACCUGAUAGACUUGCCCACCUUGAAGGUCCCUGAGACUCAGGGACCACCGGAAAAGGUGGUAGCACCAAGUGGGGCUCUCAUUCCCAAGACUGACAGCUGGACAGUACAGGGGCCAGAGACCCCACAUAAAGGAGGGAGCCCCCAAGGACACUGGUGAAGCCCCAGAUACCCAGCCUGCUGUGCCAAGGAGCCCAGAGUGCUCUAAGCAGGCCACUGCUCUUUCUCAUGGGAAGGAGCACCUUCCUAUACUUUUCCAUCCCGCUUCUGCUUUUGCCCCU